Messenger RNA from Rubroshorea leprosula, 2125 nucleotides. The record is from the annotation of a GenBank genome assembly. NCBI's taxonomy places the organism in Eukaryota, Viridiplantae, Streptophyta, Magnoliopsida, Malvales, Dipterocarpaceae.
AGCAGAUGAUGUAGAAAGGACUUGACUUUUGUUCUGUCACUACAGUCAUCCUUGUGAAUCUACUUCUCAAAUUGGGCUUAUAGGAAGUCUCUGUAUUCCGGCUGAGUCAUUAGUUUUCUACAUAACAUUGGUUCCGUGUUGAGUUGGAGAAUAAACAUAAAAUCUGAGUUUGUGGUUCUUCCUGUGUUUCUGUUACAACACUCUUGAUUGUUGGGCUUUUGGGUUCACUUUGAAAUAGAGAAGUUUGAUUCUUUCAGAGGAGGAUUGAGGAAUCUAAUGGCUGGGAUUGGGAUGAAACGGUGGGAUUUGAGAUUAAUGGGAGUAGUCUUGGUGGGUUUUCUUCUUGUAGCUCAAAUGCUUGUUAUGGCAGAAGUAAAGUUGAUACAAGAAGUUUCAAGGUAUAACCAGACUCAGGAGGUUGUUGAAUCUGAUUUUCUUGCUUUGAAUUUCGGGUGGCAAGAAGGUCAGCUGGGUAAUGGACGUGUCUGGCCUGAAAUGAGAUUUGGGUGGAGAAUUAUAGUGGGUACAAUAAUUGGAUUCUUUGGAGCAGCGUUUGGGACAGUUGGAGGAGUUGGCGGGGGUGGCAUUUUUGUUCCUAUGCUUAGGUUGAUUAUUGGAUUUGAUGCAAAAUCGUCUACUGCAAUUUCAAAAUGUAUGAUCACCGGAGGAGCAUUUGCGACAGUUACCUACAAUUUAAAGUUGAGGCAUCCAACUCUUGAAAUGCCCCUCAUAGACUAUGACCUGGCACUUCUAUUUCAACCGGUGUUGGUGUUGGGAAUCAGCAUUGGGGUUGUAUUGAAUGUGAUACUUGCUGACUGGAUGAUCACGGUUUUGUCAAUUAUCAUCUUCUUGGCCACGUCAACUAAGGCAUUCCUCAAGGGUGUUGAAACAUGGAAAAUGGAAACCUUAAUUAAAAUGGAGGCUGCUACACAGUUAGAGUUAAAUGAUGAUGCUAGUGAUGGAGCAGAAUACAAGCCUCUUCCUGAAGGCCCAAGCAAUGGUCCUCAACCAGAAACCAAGCAAUCUGAGCAGUCAGAGGUCUCUAUUCUUGAGAAUGUUCACUGGAAGGCACUCGGGGUUCUCUUCGCUGUCUGGAUUAUAGUUCUUGCAUUGGAGAUUGCUCAGAAUUACUCCACAACCUGUUCUGUUGCAUACUGGGUUUUAAAUCUAUUGCAGAUCCCAGUGACUGUUGGAGUUUCAUCUUAUGAGGCCGUCUGCCUGUACAAAGGAUGGAGAGAGCUUGAAUCAAAGGGAGAUGCAGCUACAAACUGGAAAGUUCACGAGCUGAUUCUUUGUUGUGCUUGUGGUGUUUUAGCCGGUCUAGUAGGAGGGUUGCUUGGUCUAGGAGGAGGAUUUAUCUUAGGUCCUCUUUUUCUGGAAUUGGGAAUUCCUCCACAGGUGUCUGGUGCCACAACUACCUUUGCCAUGGCAUUUUCAGCAUCAAUGGCUGUUGUAGAGUAUUACCUACUAAACCGCUUUCCAGUUCCUUAUGGUCUCUACUUUGUUGCUGUGGCCGUAAUUUCUGCCUUGAUAGGGCAAUGUGUGGUAAGAAAGCUGAUCAGUAUAUUAGGCAGAGCAUCUCUAAUCAUCUUCAUUUUAUCCUUCACGAUCUUUGUCAGUGCGAUAUCACUAGGUGGAGUUGGCAUUGCAGACAUGAUUGAGCAGAUUAAGAACAAGGAAUACAUGGGAUUUGAGAACCUUUGCUCGUCCUAAAGCUUAGUUCCUAAAAGCGUCUUAACAAACCAUAAUAGCUGAAAUUCCCAGAACUGCUUGCGAGGUCUGCUUCCAAAUACGCUCCUUUCUUUGGUCUAACUUCAGCUAGUUAUAUUCCUGUGUCUUCAUAGACGAUUACAAGGACAAAUAAUGGAUAGAGGAAUCCAGGUUAUUUUCAAUGUCAAUUACAAUGUUGAAGUUGUUGCAGACUAGCAUGCCAUCAAACCUGCUGUGUGCUGCUGUCCAUUUGAAUCAAUUUUUGUUAUUGGAAAUUAAUAUGUUUGUAUUUCAAUUUGUAGCAGUUUGUUUAGAGAGUUAUGUUUGUAUUUAGUAACUGUUGAGGUAGUUUUAUAUCUGCUCUCAUUUGUAUCUUUUAGAAUUUUAAGUUGAGGAAUGAAAAACGUAUUGCUUC